AUGAUUGAUUCGGACGAGGAAAUAAUAAAACUACAGAAUGAGGUGGAAAGGACUCUCCUAAAAUACAAACCGAAGCCAACACCUGAAGUGAGACCAUCCAUAUCCACCGAGCCUCCACCAAUCCAGUUAUCGGUGAAGGUGGAGGUGGAAAAUUUAAAUGAAGAACAACACGAGGAGUUGCCGAGAGUCACAUUCCAAGAAGUACUGCAAGAAUCUUUAGAAAUUGUGUCAAGGUCAAGUAGUGUGGUGAACAGACUUUUUCAUUUGCAGGUUCUGAACUCCAUCAAACCAGACCCAAUUACAUUCACAAGAACCCACCAAGAACUACUCCUGGACAAAGCUCUGCAGCGCUGGGCUGAUUGGAGCAACAUAUCUGAAUUUUACAGGGAACCACCUCUGUAUUACAAAUGCUACAUCUGCACCCUGGCCUGGUGGCAUCUUCAUGAUUUCAGUGAACAUCUCAAACUCCACAAUUUCACGAGCCUCCGAAUAAAUGUUGAGAUAGAUGAUUAUGUUAUAUGCAAUAUUGUGGCUUUCAUCGAUCGGGCACAAAAGAAGUAUAUAGGCCCAGUGGGGAAGUGCUGGAGGUGUGGGGAACUGGGUACGGAGCACAAGACUGCAAAGAAAUGUCAGGGGUGUCAGAAACAGUUUUCCAGCUGUUCGAUGCUGAGGGAACAUCAGUGGCACUGUGACCCAUUCAAGAAGAUGAACAUCCAUCUAUUUAGGAACGCGAAGAAGAUACAUAAAUGCCACCUGUGCCGCUUCUAUUACUUUCAACCUUCUGAUCUCUUGGAACACAUGGUUCUCCGUCACAGCGUCAGGUCAGAUGUACCUAUCCUGGUGCCAAAAAGUUGUGACAAGUGCUUUAGUGUGCGUGAAGCGCACGUGUGUGAGAGGCCUUAUAUGGAGAGCUGUAAGCGUUGCAAGAAGACGUUGUACAAUCGGUGCAUGGCGAAUAUACAUAAGGAAGUGCUGAAACAUUGUCUUAUGUGUCCUUUUUCAGACUGCAACUUCAGAGUUAUCAGGGAAUGCCAAUUAUACGAUCACUUGGAGGUUCACACAAAUGAUUAUGAAGCGGUCCACAAAUGUUUGAUUUGUAAAAAACUGGUUCUCUUAGAUGCGAAUUGUUCUUACAGACAUACAAACGAAAUGCAUGACUAUGAGGAAUCUUGUAAAUAUGAAUUGGUGUAUGUUCCAAAAACUAUAGCAGAGAAAAUAAAAUAUAUAAGCGAGGAAAAUGAAAUAGGCCCUAUCAGAACCCGAAUCACGACGCCAAAUAGAACGGGCAUAAGAAAAAGUAUCGAAGUACCGCAAAUAAGUGAGUUAGGAAAUGAGGUCGUUGUAAAAACAGAAAACGACGAAGAACAAAUGGACAUAGAUGAUCCUGUUAAUUCGAUAGAUUUAAUACAAGACAGGCCACCGUGCGUUAUAGCAAAUAUUAAAACUGAAUCAGACACACAGGUUGUUAGUAAUUUGAAUGCGAUCAACGCAAUUAAACAAUUUCCUAGUCUACUCUUAAACCAGAUAGCCCAAAAGGCGAAACAAUCUAAUUUCAAGAAGAUCAAGAUAGUGAAUAUUUCAAAAUAUAAAGGAAAGAAAGAUGCAAAUAAAUUAUCCGAAACGUCGAAAGAAAUUAAAACAAACGCUAUCAAUGGCAACGUUACAGAUAAGAAUAGAACAAAACCUAAUGUAAAAAUGCAAGUAGAUAAUAGAAAAGACAAUGGAAAUUUCGAAAUAAAUAUAACGAACGACGGUGUACAUUUCGGAUCAAGUAAAACAAACGAUGCUCCAGUAUGUGCACCCACUGAGAUAGGUAAACAAGUUCUAUUAAGAUGCGAUGAGAUUAAAAAAGAACCGAUUUCAGAAGCUGUGAUGCAGGUGAUAGAUGUAACAGAUAAAACUAAUGACGAUGCAUUAAAUAGUGCAGAUCUACAUAACGUAGAGAUAAAUACACUCCACGAUAACGGAGAGACAAGCAUACAAAUAAAUAAUACGAAUACGAUUGACCAUGGACAUUUAAAUAUAGGUGUUAAGAAUGCAAAUAGUCUUAUAAAAUUGUCAAAUAGAAAAAAUGUAACAAAUAGUUUAGUUCGUGUAUAUACAGAUUCUAAUAGUGAACAUUCUAAUGUUAUAAAGAAAAUAAGAGAAAAAUCGUUACAAAAGAGAAAUUUAAAUAUAACGAAAAAUAAUGACAUAAAUAAUAAAGGGGUUAGAGAAGGCACAGAUUUCGAAGCAGUGAUAGACGCGGUGAUAGACGCGGGUAGUUUGAAAAAGUAUCGUAUAAAACGACCUACCGUCACAAAUUCAAACAUAGAAGUGGAAGUAAAUUAUGACAGUCGCCAAGAUCCGGAGGAAACGGAAAUGGAUCUCAGGCUGUCCGACAUUAAGAAGAUCUACCAUAUUGAUGUUGAUGUCAGUCCAAAUAACGAGAUUAGCCUAAAACGGAAUAUAAGUGAAAUUGACGUGAAAACAGAAGUCGAAAUAGAAAAUCGGGAAAUGGAGAGAGAUAAUGGCCACAGCACAUCGGAUGACGAAUUCGAAAACGAUCUUAUCAUCAUUGAACCCGCUGAUGAAAUAAUGGAGUUGAGUGAUGAUGAUGAUAAGAUUGAAGAUGACGAUAAUGAUGAUGAUGAAUAUAAGAGUGGAAGUGAUGAUCAAUCCGAUUAUAGUGAUAGUUCAUCCGAAAACGGCGAACGGAUCUACCACAAAACGUACAGAUGCAAGCGCUGCCAAUUCUCCGGCAACCACAAGCAGUUCGUGAGGCACAAACGCACCGUGUGCCAGAAACAGUCACGGGAGGCCAUAGAAGGCCACGCCUCCUACAAGUGCACUAAGUGUAACGCGACCUUCUCCUCGUUCCGGCGGUACGCGGGACACUUCGAGACACACGGCUACGCUGCGCUGAGCUGCCCCAAAUGCUUUCAAAAGAAACAGGGUCUCGCCAAACUGGAAAGGCACAUGACGUCACACUUGAAGGACACGUUUAUAACUUACCGCGCGAUAAAUUCGCCGGAUGAGGUCCACAAGUCCAAGUAUAUGUGCAAGAUUUGCAACACCAGUUUGAAGAAGGCUCAAUUCUUCCGACAUUGGGAGGCCCACCUAGAGCUGCUAAAUACGACUAAGACUUCCGAGAAAAUCCAAACGAGAACCUGCGAUCCGAAGAUCAGGAAAGUACUCGAGCUCUUCACUAAUGCGGAUAAACUAAACGAUGCAACAAAAAAGUACUUUCGUAAAUGCCUGAUAUGCAAUAGAGCCUUCUCGAGAAGAAACGACUGCAAGCGACACAUCAUUGAGCACUUGCUGGCGGAGGCCUAUAGGCUGAAGCCGAAGACAGGACCGCUGCAAUGCCUGAUAUGCAGCGAGACGUUUGAUAAGCCUAUAAGGUUCCGAGGUCACAUGCGCCUGCACGCCUCGCUGCCAGUCUACAAAUGCGAACUUUGCGACAAGACGUUCAGCGAUUCGAGCAACUUCUCGAAGCACAAGAAGGUGCACAACUUCAAGACGAUGGUCUGCGACAUUUGCGGGAAGAAGUUCAGCAACAAGAUAUUCCUCAUUAAACAUAUGGAGUACCACGCUCGUAACCCGCCGAUAGAGUGUGACAAGUGCGGCAAGACGUACUUCUCGCAGUCACAGUUCCGUAAGCACUACAAGAACGCCCACGACAAGAGCCGGUUGUCUUUCAAGUGCCAACAGUGCCUGACGAUGUUCCGCACCCUUAAAGAGAAGUGGGAUCACAUGUGGAAUGUACACCAAGAGCGUAGAACGUCUGCCGACUGUCCGUACUGUCCCGCCAAAUUUCGCAAAAUGUCGCAAGUCAAGAAACACGUUGCGCAGGAGCACAUAUACAAUAUCAUCAAGGAAAACCCUGAGGAUUACCGUCUUGAAAUGUCCCCGGGUAGCUAUCGUCUACCCACAGUGGUGAUCAAAACCGAGCCGUACGAUUCCGCUUGA
This is a messenger RNA of Leptosia nina, 3951 nucleotides long. The record is from the annotation of a GenBank genome assembly. Lineage: Eukaryota; Metazoa; Arthropoda; Insecta; Lepidoptera; Pieridae.